Messenger RNA from Amphiprion ocellaris (clown anemonefish), 1934 nucleotides. RefSeq names its product BMP and activin membrane-bound inhibitor (Xenopus laevis) homolog a (gene bambia). The record is from RefSeq and is a predicted model, not a curated record. The coding region runs from base 444 to 1223 and encodes 259 amino acids. Lineage: Eukaryota; Metazoa; Chordata; Actinopteri; Pomacentridae. The transcript is spliced from 3 exons. Gene Ontology annotation, molecular function: frizzled binding. Gene Ontology annotation, biological process: negative regulation of transforming growth factor beta receptor signaling pathway; transforming growth factor beta receptor signaling pathway; positive regulation of canonical Wnt signaling pathway.
GCUCGGAGUCUGUGUUCAGUCCGAGCUCCUGGAGACUCAUCCGUCUUUUUCUACCGUUUCUCUGUCCAGGAAUACUAAAGUGAUGCUUCACCGUGACCGGCGGCAUACAGCGGCAGAAGAGGACCGGCGGUGACAACUUUAUAUCCCAUUUCACUCUUUUUUUAAAGGAGUAUUUCCCUCUUUUCUUCGCUCUACUUGAAGACGCUGUGUUUUUGCGUCCUCCAAUAAUGUCGGACCUCUUUUAAAACUUUUCUGUCUCUAUGCGGCAGAGGAGACAUUUUGGGGAGUUUUUUCGGUCCGGGGUUGUGAGUUGUCGUGUUUCAGUGCAGGAAUGCCUCAUUUUUCGCCGUAGCUCCAUGUAAAUCUAUUCUGUGCCCGGCGGACUGACCGUGCUGCUGCUACUGGAAAUACGAGGACUUUUCUUGCGCAGUAAUUCGGUGUAAAUGGAUCGACAGUCCAGUUUCAUUUCCAUUUGGCUACAACUGGAGCUCUGUGCCAUGGCCGUUCUUCUGACUAAAGGAGAGAUACGGUGUUACUGUGACGCGCCGCACUGUGUGGCCACCGGAUACAUGUGCAAAUCAGAACUGGACGCAUGCUUUACUAAGGUCCUGGACCCGCUCAACGCAAACUCCCCCCUCACCCACGGGUGUUUAGACCCUAUUGCCAACGCUGCAGAUAUCUGCAGCAGCAGCAUCCAGAGGGCUGCAGACGCCCUCACAGGGGCCACUGGAGUGCUGGAGUGCUGCCACGACGACAUGUGCAACUACAGAGGCCUGCACGACCUGGCACACACCAGGGACUCAACAGAUAGCCGGUACCAGCCGGACAGCAACAACAGGAACCUGGUGACCCGGGUUCAGGAGCUGGCCUCAGCCAAGGAGGUGUGGUUCCGGGCAGCUGUGAUCGCGGUGCCCAUCGCUGGCGGCCUCAUCCUAGUGCUGCUCAUCAUGCUGGCCUUACGAAUGCUGCGUAGCGAGAACAAGCGGCUACAGGACCAGCGGCAACAGAUGUUGUCGCGGCUCCACUACAGCUUUCAUGGCCAUCACACCAAGAAGGGCCAUGUGGCCAAGCUGGACCUGGAGUGCAUGGUGCCUGUGACAGGCCACGAGAACUGCUGUCUGACCUGUGACAAGAUGAGACAGGCCGACCUCGGCAACGACAAGAUCCUAUCUCUGGUGCACUGGGGGAUGUACAGUGGCCACGGCAAGCUGGAGUUUGUAUGACUUCCUGCUGGGGACUAUGUGGCUGUCACCUUCCCACAAGCAGCCAGGACUGCCUCUCAAUCGUUGGCUUUAGCUUUUCUACUUUAUAAAGACAUUCCCAUGUUUUCCUCCACUGGACUGUUGGGUUUGUGUUUUCAGUUUUUUUCAACCAGUGGCGGAAAAAUACGAGACUGAUCUCAUGCCGUGUGGUUUUUGCUAGAGGAGCACUUUACUUGAAAAUGAAAGGCAAAGCAACGAGGAGCUGUAUUUAAACUUGAGAGGGCAGGACUGAUGUGGAGUAAGAGCUCUGUCACUGCUCCUGAGGAUCCUGGACUUUUUUACACUGAGCGCUGAAGGAUUCCAAAUCUGUCUUAUUUGCACAUUUGUAAAAAACAAACAAACAAAAAAAAAACAGAAAAGAAAAAGAAACAAAAAAGUUGUUGCUUAAAAACGAAUUCUACACUGACACCAGGGUACAAAAAGGACUUCUUUGAGGAGUAAAAAAUUCAGUGUUUGACUGUAGGUGUGCACACUCCUCUGUGUACGUUUCAUGAUUCAAGCUUAUUGUAAAGAUUCUAAAUAUAUAUAUAUAUAUAUAUAUUUUUGUCUGAUAAAACUGACCAGCGUGUGUCUUAUUCUGGAUGAAUGUCCAACAUCUCUCUCUGUGAUCAGACUAUAAGCUUGAUUGUGAGUGUGAAAGAAAAACUUCCAUUAAAAGUGACUUUUUAUUUA